Oncorhynchus kisutch (coho salmon) is the source of this 7637-nucleotide messenger RNA. RefSeq names its product palmitoyltransferase ZDHHC5. The transcript is spliced from 12 exons. The record is from RefSeq and is a predicted model, not a curated record. The coding region runs from base 3179 to 5557 and encodes 792 amino acids. NCBI's taxonomy places the organism in Eukaryota, Metazoa, Chordata, Actinopteri, Salmoniformes, Salmonidae. Gene Ontology annotation, biological process: protein palmitoylation. Gene Ontology annotation, molecular function: palmitoyltransferase activity.
CCACAUAAUGUACACGAGAAACUCCACUUCUUGGUUGACAGAUAAACUUUCCAAUAGCAAGGAAGGAGGCGGGACUUCAAUAUCUUCUCGGAGAGAGGUUCGUGGACAUCUGCGCUUGGUUGGUCCUGAAAAUAUGUAUCGGCUUCGGGCAUCUCAGUACAAUCUACCUGCUGCAAUCGUUCGUGUCUUCGAUUAAAAAAACGCCUAGCCGUUAGCUAAACACAUGCACCGAAGCCAUCGACCAGUGAUAACGAACAGCUUUAGAUACUUAUCUUUUAGGCGUGUACUGUACCGUAAUGGAGAAGGAAAAUGUAGCUAUCUAGCCAAAUUGCUAACACAGAGGACCCAACACCAAACCUUCGUAUGGAGAUUAAAACGGUUAUCAUCAAUCUAAUCUAUCAACGGGGGACAUUCAACCGUUUUGGGAUUUAUUCACUCAAGGAGCCGGUGUGAAUCCACAUAGCUACAGGAGCUGUGUCCCAGCAGACGUCUAGAGGCCGUGCCAGACGUAUCUGACUACAGAGAGGACGAUCACCAGUGACACGCCAGCGGGAGUGGAGAGAGACCGUGCCUGUUGGAAAACCUGUUGGAUCUUUUCUUACAGAUUAUCACACUGCUCUCCUAACUGACACUCUCCCCCUUUACACAGACACACACACACAGAAUCACACACACUCCUCUAGAAGUAGCCCUAGAGAGUCACAUAAACGUCUCACAGUCACUCAGACACGCCCUCCGAGACCCAGAGUUGCUUCCCUGGGGUCGUAGUGGGAGGGUGUGCCCCCCCCCCCCCCCCCCCCCCCCCCCCCCUUCUCGGUGCACUCCGCUGGGGGACAGAAGUAGAGGAAUGGCCCUGGGGGAAUGGCUGGCUGGCUGCCUCGCUCAGUGAGACGGCGGCUUAUGUAACUAACGGCCCUCCUCAUCGUCCUCUCCUUGGCUAGCUAACGCAGCUGGGCCUUGGAUGUCCACAGGCACUGGAGAGGAGCUCUUCAUCUAUCUCCACUAGGGAGAUCCAGCUUCUAAUUUUCAGGCCCUUCCUCUCUGGGUUCAACUUCACAUUGUUUUUUUUCCUAUUCUUUUUUUGUUUGUUUUUCUUUAACCAUUUUCCAGGAGGAUCUUUCAGGGUGUUUCGGAUAUGUGCCCCCUCAUGGACUCCUGCAGGUUACAGGGACACACACAAUUUGACCUGUGUACACGUCUUCUUCCACCCACACCUGUAGCAGGUGGGAUCGACCUCUGAGAACUCCCGCUUGUCUCCCGUUGGCUCAGGGAUGCCCCGACCAGGAAGACCAACGUCUGAGCAUCCGCCUACGAGCACAUUGGCGUUUUGAAAAUGCUGUUUGGACUGAAGGGACAGCCAUUUUUAUUUAGUGAGGAAACUAGCUGACUUCCAGAGCAAUUAUAGGACUGCCUGAUAUUAGUCUCCGCUGAUUUUUAGCUCUUGUUUUGAUGUUGUUUUGUUUUCCCCAUCUCAUCUGAGGAUUGAGCCAACCAGGGAGCAAAAUACACAGAGACAAGAAUCCCACUUGGACACAAUCAAAGACCAUUUUGCUCCUUUUCUGUCUCCUUCCUCUCUCUCUCUCUCCCCUCCCCCCCUUUGUUUACCUGUUUACACAGUAGACCAGCUAGAGUGAUACCUUUCUAUCGAGGCAGAAAAUAAACUGCUAUGUUGCAAUCUUUUUACAUCUUGGCCCGCAUCAAAUCAAAAACCUUGCAAUCAAUCUCUACCUCUCGAUCGCUCCAUCCCCCUUUUUAAAACAUCUGUGUCAGAGCCACAUUCAUACUCAGUCGGUCACAGACAAGAGUAGCGUACAGACGGAAACAGGCUACAGACGGAACAGGCUACAGACGGAACAGGCUACAGACGGAACAGGCUACAGACGGAACAGGCUACAGACGGAACCGUACAAUCUGCAGACGGAAGCAAUCUGUCAUCUUCGUCUGGAAGGGGAGAAGGUUAUUGGGUCUGAAUGUCAUUGAACUGAACCAGAGGUCGUUAAAAUAUUAAGUUAUUGAUCCGGGCUUUCAUUGAACAGGGAAUGCAUAGAAGGUCAACCAAAGCGAUCUUCCUCAUCCUCUGUACCUAACUGACCUUUUGACCCCUCAAAGUUGAGUAGUUGUUUAAAAAAAACAAAAAAAAAAACAUUUGAGUCUUAAGGACUAGAUGAGAGUGAGAUUGUAAUGAAUAAAAAGGAAAUGUACGUUUUUAAAACGGCUUCACCAAAUCAUAUACAUUAUGCUUUACUGAGACAUCCUACUUCUUUUCUUUAGAAAAGGGAGGGUCCAAGAUUUUUCUAAACCCCACCGAAACGAUCAAGCCAUAUCACAGCUUUAAAAAAUUUUUAUUUUUUAUUGCAUAAUUUUAUUUUUGUAUCGUACAAUCACUAAGCCUUCAAUUAAGUUAUUUACCUCUCGCACGUGCACAUUUCUUGAUAUUCCUUUUAAAAACGUCAAGAUAUUUACCCAAAUCCACUGUAAGGAACAAGACUAAAGAGAAGAAACCAAGAAAUUUAAAAGCAUCAGCCUUGAGAUUGACCCACAAUUGAGCAGAGCUUGUCGUUGUCGUCCUCCUGUAUAAAGCCAGUACUUCAAGCAUAGAGCGGCAAUGCCUCAAUCUUACGAGAACACGUCUUUUUUUAAAUAGCGGCUCUUGUUUAGCUUCAUGUUCCAGUCUACUUUUAUGUUGACCUGUGUGUUGAAACAAAAGGCCUUCUAGUGGAGUUUCUUUAAGCCUUUAGCUGUCAGAGUCCAACUCAAUCAACCCCCCCUCCCCCUCUAUCUCUGUCUUAUCUCCCCCCUUUCAAAUACCCUCUGUCUUAUCUUAACCCCUCCUCUCAGACGAGGCCGAAGGUCAAGUUGAAUAGACGCCCGACAACUUUAAGCAAAGGGACGGAGUUGUUUUAUGAGCACGCGGUUUAGGGAGGGCCGGUCUAUCUCCCUUUCUCUUCAUCCCCCUCUUUCCGGUGAACAUGCAGAGACGUGGGUCUUCUCUCGUCAUGGUCCGAUUGAGAAGGGGACUCCUCUACCUCCCUCUCUAACCCCGUCAAUCCCUCUCUCUCUCUCUGCCCUUUCUCUUAAUCUCUCCCUCCCUCUUUAUCUAUAAUCCAUCCCUCCAUCUACACACCCCAAUCCCCCUCCCUCCCUCCCUGGGUAUUCCCCUCCCCUCUCCCCCUGUGUGAUGCCAGGCAGCAGUAAGAGUGGAGGUGUGGGUGGCCUCCCCUCGCCCCCCCACACCGCCUCCCCGUCCCGGCCACUUCGCCCGUCCCGCUACGUGCCCGUGUCGGCGGCGACAGCCUUCCUGGUGGGGUCUACCACGCUCUUCUUCUGCUUCACGUGUCCAUGGCUGUCGGAGCAGUUCUCGGUUGCCGUGCCGAUCUACAACGGUGUCAUCUUCCUGUUUGUCCUUGCCAACUUCUGCAUGGCCACCUUCAUGGACCCGGGCAUCUUCCCCAGAGCGGAUGAGGAUGAGGACAAGGAGGAUGAUUUCCGCGCUCCGCUUUAUAAGACGGUGGAGAUCCGAGGCAUCCAGGUCAGGAUGAAAUGGUGUUCCACCUGCCGCUUCUACAGACCGCCCCGCUGCUCACACUGCUCUGUGUGUGACAACUGUGUGGAGGACUUUGACCACCACUGCCCGUGGGUGAACAACUGUAUCGGCCGGAGGAACUACCGCUACUUCUUCCUGUUCCUGCUGUCCCUGACGGUCCACAUCAUGGGAGUGUUUGGCUUCGGCCUGCUCUACGUCCUCUACCACACACAGCAGCUGGACAGGGUCCACUCUGCCGUCACUAUGGCAGUGAUGUGUGUGGCUGGUCUCUUCUUCAUCCCGGUGGCUGGUCUCACUGGCUUCCACAUGGUACUGGUGGCCCGGGGACGGACCACCAACGAACAGGUGACGGGGAAGUUUAGGGGAGGAGUGAACCCUUUCACUAAUGGCUGUUGGAAGAACGUUUCUCACGUGCUCUGCAGCUCCCAAGCGCCCAGGUACCUGGGGAGGAAGAGGAAGCCUCACAGUGUGGUUGUCCAGCCUCCGUUCCUCCGGCCACAGCUCACUGACACCCAGCUGGCCGCCAAGGUCCUCGACAACGGUAUCCACGGAGACCUCCACCGGUCUAAGAGUAGUCUGGAGAUGAUGGAGAGUCAGUCGUGCGAUGCGGAGCCCCCUCCUCCUCCCAAACCGGAGCUCAGGUACCCCGCCCUGUCCAGAGGCCACCAGGGACAACACACAGAGGAGAGUAGUCUUCUGAACAAAGCCCCGCCCACACCCACCAUGUAUAAAUACAGGCCGACCUAUAGCAGUCCAGGAAAGAACCACACUGCCCUUACCCAUGCCUACGCCAACCAGAUGAGUCGAGGGGACAGUCUGAAGGAGUCGUCUUCUCUGCUCCAGUCCAGCCAGCAGCCUGGCUUCCGCUCUGAACCCAGCCUGGAUGGGAGAGAGGCCCCAGGGGAGAGAGGGGGAGGAGGAUUGGGAGGUGGAGACAGACCUGGAGGAGGGGGGGCACCAGGGUCAGGGGGUGGCGGUAUCCCCGGUUACUCUCUAGGGGGACGUUCCUACCCCUCCUUUUCAGACCCAACGGUUCUAUCCUCCGGUGGAGGGGGAGGUGCUUCCCAUUCUUCCAGCGUGCGUUCUGGCUCCGCCCACAACGCGACGCAUGUCUCCGAGGCAACGACCUCCACGAGCUACAAGAGCCUGGCCAAUCAGACGCCUCCUCCGCGCAACGGCAGCCUAUCGUACGACAGCCUGCUCACGCCCUCCGAGAGCCCCGACUUUGAGUCGGCCGCACCCGACAUGUCGCCCGGGCACCACCGUACCCCGGCACCACCCCCCAUCCUGGGGUACUCCUCCCCCUACCUGUCGGCCCAGCUCAGCCAGCAGAGAGACGCAGAGCUCCACCAGCCCUCCGCCUCCUCCGUAGCCCUCCUCUCCUCCCCACACCGCGCCCACUAUCUCCAGGAAUCGCAUCCCCACUCCCACCACUCUCAGCCCCCUCCCUCCUCCGCGGCCCCCCAGCCCCCCCACCCACACCACCACCAUCAUCACCACCACCACCACCACCACAGCAGCCACAGCUCCAGACCCCCCCGCUUCUCCCGGCCCCCGCUCCUGUCCGACUCUGCCGCCCCCCACCACUACCCGUACCGCACCCGGUCCACGGACACCCCCCUGGCCCCCUCCACGCACCCCCCGCGUUCCCCCCACCCCCCGCCGCUGGGGAAGUCUCUGUCGUACUCUUCGGCGGCGGCAGCGGAGAUGCAGUACCGGAUGGUGCGCAAGGCGUCGGCCUCGGCCGGAGGGGGAGGGGCGGGAGGGGGGAUCCAUGCACCUAAGGACGAGAUUCAGAUGAAGUUGUUCAGCCGGACGAAUGGGCAGCCCAGGUCCUCCAUUUCUUCCUCAGGCUCCACCCCUUCCUCCCCCUCUCACCCAAUCAGCAUGUCCACUCGCCCCGGACAGGCCUAUCCCAGCCCUGGAAACACCCAGAGCCCCGCCCACAAGCCGGGGGGCGGGGUGAAGAAAGUGACGGGCGUAGGCGGGACCACCUAUGAGAUUUCAGUCUGAGUUUGACGGGCGGCUACUCCGACUAAUGGCGUCAGGGGUUGAAGGUGAAGGAGGUGUCAGAUUGACUGAUGAUAUUUCUGCCUCUCGGACCCUUCAGGAGAGGAAAGCUUUUAAUAAACAGACGUUUUAAAAGUUGGGUGAUGAGGAAGAGUGAAACGACAGACUUUUCUAGCUCUUCUUCCAAAUGCGAUGGACUCCGGACUUCCUCUCUCAUUCAGAGACCUCCAGUCAAGGAACUACAGAACUAUUCGGGAGGAAGUUGUUUAACCAAUCACAUUCAAGAACACAAUGCACCACUAUGACAUGGUAGGCUUACGGGCCCAGCGAGCCAAUCAUAAGACUCUUUGACAAUCCACCAAUUUCUGGGCAGAUUGAACUCUGUGGGAAUGAUUGACUGACAGUUACAACUGGGUUUGCCUUUAUUGGAUAAAACAAGGAAGAUCAACAUGGCUGCGUAUACACAGGCAGCUCAAUUCUGAUAUUUUUUUGACCAAUCAGAUCAGCUCUGAGAAAGUAAAAGGGGAAAAAUACAUCUGGAUUGGGCUGCUUGUAAAAACAGCCAAUAUUUUAAAGAGAAAAACAAAAAUGUUCAUUCAUUCAUAAAUAUGUAAUGAUUCAUUCUCUGUACAGAAUUAUAUGGUUUGGAAUUUAUGGUGAUUUCCUCCAAUCAGUGGCAUUUAAAGGUGACUGUGGCAUGCACCGGCCACUAUGGGCCACUGUGAUUGGCUAGUGAUCACGCUGCCAUUCUCUCAUGACCAAUCAGAAAUGGAAAUGCUAAACUGUAGUAGACAGCAGGAUCAUUGGUAGAGUUAGUUUUUGGCCUGGCCUGGUUCCCCGGGUGGGCGGAGAUUUCACUUAAGGACCAAUGGAAUGAUAAAAAAUAAGAAACUUGACCAGUGACACAAUCAUCGGGUCUGUACUAAAGAUGGAGCAGCCUUUCCUAAACAAACUUUGGAGCAAUGGCCUUGAUAAUCAAGGUGUUUUUAUUUUAUUUUACCUAUUUAAUUUCAAAAUGUUAUUUUAUAUGAAUUUAUAUAUAACUGUUGAUAAGAUUUUUUUUUUUUUUUUUACGGGCUGAUAUAGGGUUUUUUGGUUUGAGUUAAUGUCAGAAUUAUAACCAAACAAGAAAGAAACUGUUGCCGCGUUCAAGUGCUAGUCGGAACUUGGGACAUUUCUGACUUAUUAACUGGUUUUAGUUAAACACGUGCCACGUUCAACCAGUUAGCAAGUCGAAAAUGUCAGUUUCCUAGUUCCGACUAGCACUGGAAUGCGGCUAAUUUGGAUUGAUGGCUGCACCAGCCAAUCAGAGGCUGAGUUUUGAGUAUUCAGCCAAAGAGAGGAGCUGGACAAUGAUAUGGUUCAGCCAAUGGGAAACAAUGUAUUUGAUAAAAGAAGGCGAUGUAGCAUUUUUAAAGUCCUUUGAUACACAGUAACCACUCGACUUCUCUUGGGGCAUAUUUCAGAAAUACCCUGCUGUACUUUCUGAUUGUUUACUUCUGAGCUUUGUAAUGGGUGUGUCUGAAAUGGAACCCUAUUCACUAUAUAGUGCACUACUUUUGACCAGGGCCUAAAAGACUCUGGUCAAAAGCAGUGCACUAUGUAGGGAAUAUAAUGCCAUAACACACACCCAAUGUUUUGUUUUAUUGGUCCGGAUACUGACAUCUCUGGUUGCAGUCCACUAGCUGACCUAUUGAGAAACUAGCGAGGAUCACAUGCUUUGGCGCGACCAAUCCAGAGAGCGCAAGAGAUUCAUAUCAACCUACUCUUUUAUUCGUUAAUGGUUUAAACCAAUGAUGAGCAGCUGAAAGUCAGUAACAACCUUUUUAUAUUUAAUUUGUACUUUUCUUUUUUUUUGCAAGAUUUUAAGACAAUUUACAGGGCAUUGCUUUAGACUGACAGUUUGUUUGACCAGUCAGGAGCGUAGAAUGAAACAAAAUGGUCUAGGACACAAAAAAAAAGCACGUCGCCCAAUAUGUUUGACUGCCAUCAGGAACAGCCAAUGCCCUUACAGAUGAUGUUUAGACAAGUACAGGCCCUGGACUUGGGUGUUUUGAAAUAAAUAAAUACAAUUUAAAAAGUA